UCUGACAAUAAUAAUUUCUUAUGCGAAUGAAAAACAUAUUGUUAAUUUUAUAAAAACAUUGUCGUGUAAAGUUUAUUAUGUGACUGCAAAAAUAAAAGACUUCUGACACACAAAGCAAUACUCAUAUAUAAAGGAGAAAUAAUAUUGUGCAUUCACUAUUAUAGUAUAUAUCUCCAGUUGCACGAACACAGGUCUACGAUGCAUUCCCUUUUGGUAAUGCAAUUAGUUUUAGCAUUUUGUUACUUCGUAAUCGUCACUGCCGCUCCACCUGUUACUACAAAAUGUGAAGGUAAAGACAAGAAAUGCCUGAAGGAGUCUGCCCAAACUCUACUGCCUAUAUUUGCAUUGGGGAUACCAGAAUACAAAACACAUAGCUUAGACCCACUAUCGCUCGACAAAGUUGAUGCUGAUAACUCAAAUUUGAAAUUUCAAUUAACUAACCUAAAAGUUACCGGCUUGAAAGAUUGUGAGGUAAAGCAGUUAGAACGUGACUUGGAGAAGUCCAAAAUUUUUGUAAACGUGUUAUGCAGUGUUGGUUUAGAUGGUCAUUAUGACAUGAAGGGUCGAAUUCUUAUCUUGCCCAUAGAAGGUAAUGGCAAGGUCGAGGCUAAUAUCAAAAAUAUUCUUAUCAAAGUAGAUGUGAAUGUAUCAGAGACACAAAAAGGUACACACAAGUACUGGCACAUUGAGAGCUGGAAUCACAGUUUUGAACCAAAAGGAAAAUCAAGUAUAAAAUUUGAAAACUUAUUCAACGGGAACAAAGCUUUAGGACAAGCAGCAGAAGACGCAAUGAAGGGAAAUGGCAAUGAAAUCAUCAAAGAAAUUGGACCACCAGUUAUUAAAUCAAUUACUGCCAAAGUAGUUGAAUCUGUGCAAAGAUUCUUCCAUGCUGUGCCUCUCAAUGAUUUGGUUUUGGAAUAAU
Molecule: messenger RNA, 922 nt
Organism: Leptidea sinapis
Lineage: Eukaryota; Metazoa; Arthropoda; Insecta; Lepidoptera; Pieridae
Product: protein takeout-like
Exons: 5
Coding region: 199-921 (240 amino acids)
Source: RefSeq, a predicted model, not a curated record